AUGUCUCAGACGCAAAUGCUUUCCGUCCAGCCGCGCUACUCGCCCAUGAGGGAUGUGGUUCACCGACACGAGGGCGGGGUGAGCAAGAGCAAGAAGAUUGCCCUGACUGGGAGCGGUCGAGCUUGGAGAGAGGACGAGGAAGCAUAUCUCCUCCAGACUCGCCUUCAGAAGAUGCCGUACAAACACAUUGCAGCCCAUCUCAACAAGACGGAGCUGGCAUGUCGGCUGCACUACCACCAGCUCUCUCACGGUAGCACGCGGCGGAAGCGCGCGACAUCGUGCUCGUCUGGCUCGUCGGACCCGGCGUCUAGCCACGCGGGACUGGCGCCGAGCCCGAGGCCCAUGAGCAAGUCUCGGUCUCUCUCACCGGCGAUGGGCAUGGGAGGCGGCUACAUGCCGACGCCGCCGACGAGCGACAUGCAGCUACCCAGUAUCAUGACUUCAGACAGGCCGGCGCGGCUUCCGGCCAUCCUGCCGAAACCGGAGCCCAUGGGGUAUCCCCCCCUCCGCAGCGAGUCGCCGCAGCGGUACCCCAUGACGAUGGAGCCGACGCACGAGGGCCUGGCACCACCGGUGAGCCUUUCGCGCAGCAGCACGCCGUUCCAAUCCCCAGGGCCACCUCUGCGGCUCGACUGCGGGACGGGCUCGAGGUACUCUUCGCCGUCGGCACCGGUGCAUGGACCCAGGCAUGUGGACCUGCCGCGGCUGCAGGCCAUCUACGAGGCGCACCGCAGCAUCUUCUGGACGGCGGUGGCGGACGAGUACGGGGCCAAUGUGCCGCCCAUGGCUCUGGAGCAGGCGUGGAAGACGGGCAGCUGCUGUCCCCAGCGCGGCGGCAGCAACCACCCCAUGACGCCGGGGGGCAGCCCGGAAAACGAGCGCAAGAGGAUGCACCCGGGCGCGGGACAGGACAAGACGCGGAUCUCGUCGAUUCUAGGGGUUGACAUGGAGCCCAUGAUGCGAUAA
Molecule: messenger RNA, 966 nt
Organism: Hirsutella rhossiliensis
Lineage: Eukaryota; Fungi; Ascomycota; Sordariomycetes; Hypocreales; Ophiocordycipitaceae
Exons: 2
Coding region: 1-966 (321 amino acids)
Source: RefSeq, a predicted model, not a curated record